GCCACUGUUCACUGGCAAACGAAAAUCGAUCUGCAGGAGGGUGUAGUGCGGUAGUGGAUUUUCUGUGAUGUCUUCGCUGGAAAAAGUGAAAAUGUGUUCGUUUACGCACUACUCUACACCGAAAUAGUCAAUUGGGUUAUUGAUGAACUACUUCUUGACCCUGCCAGACUAUCACAAUGACCAAGGAUAGACUCGCCGCCCUCAAAGCGGCUCAAGGGGAUGACGAUGUUGCAGUUACAGUUGAAGAUGGGACUGCGUUCAUGGAUGAAUUUUUUGCGGAGGUGGAGGAGAUCCGGGAGAACAUCGACAAAAUACAAGCAAACGUGGAGGAAGUCAAAAAGAAACACAGUGCCAUCCUGUCAGCUCCUCAGACAGACGAAAAGGUGAAACAGGAGCUAGAAGACUUGAUGGCGGACAUCAAGAAGACUGCCAACAAAGUGAGAGCAAAAUUAAAAGUGAUGGAGCAGAACAUUGAACAACUUGAGCAAACUCAAAUGAUGUCUGCAGACUUCAGGAUACGCAAAACCCAGCACUCCAUGUUGUCACAAAAGUUUGUGGAAGUUAUGACAGACUACAACAAGACGCAGACGGAUUACCGAGAACGAUGCAAGGCACGCAUUCAACGACAGCUUGAAAUAACUGGCCGUAUGACAACCAACGAAGAACUUGAAGAGAUGCUUGAAAGUGGAAAUCCAGCUAUCUUCACGCAGGGUAUUAUCAUGGAGACGCAGCAGGCAAAACAGACGCUGGCAGACAUUGAGGCACGCCAUGCAGACAUCAUAAAGCUGGAGAACAGCAUUCGAGAGUUACAUGACAUGUUCAUGGACAUGGCCAUGCUCGUAGAGAGCCAGGGGGAAAUGAUCGACAGGAUUGAAUACCAUGUUGAACAUGCAAGGGACUACAUAGAAACGGCCAAACAGGACACUAAAAAGGCGUUGGUUUAUCAAAGCAAGGCUCGCAGGAAAUGCAUCAUCCUCAUCGCCAUCGCUGUUGUGCUGGUAGUGAUAAUUAUAAUAAUAAUUGCCGUGAACUUAAAGUGAUGACACAUGGGCCCAAAUGCAGCACAAGCGAUCAAGCAAUCACACAAGUGGUCACAGUGAUAGUGUCCCUCAGUUACAAGCAGGAGUGACCAAUGUUUGCUGGACUCUAUUGUCCACCAGUGCCACGAGGACUAUGAUCUCUGCAAAGUGACGAGAGUUUGGGCACUUUUACGGUGAAAUAGGCUGACCGUUCCGUUAGAUUUGUUCUAUCGUCUUCAUUUUAAGUGAUUUUGUUGCCAUUAAUACCGCAUAUACUUCAUGUUGCAGCACAGUGUGAAAUAACACUAUACUAUAUGCUUGAGCAACAGCGCAAUGAUGACUGAAGUUUUGCUAGCCUUUCGGUAAUUUACGGUGUAUUCACUCGAGAGAUGUUCCCCCAGAAUACUCAAGCGCAAGACGCGAAAAAUGUCACAGCUGCCACGUAGGUCACGACUGUUCAUGUGUUCUUGUGCACUGCUAACCGUGGGGGAUAUCCUACGGCUACGCCAUAAGAUAUGCCGUAGCAGGUGACAGGAAAAGAUGUGGACGGUGUCAUCUGCUAGGGAAUAUCCUACGGCUAUGCCGUAAAAUACUCCGUAGCAGGUGACAGGAAAAGAUGUGGACGGUGUCAUCUGCUAGGGAAUAUCCUACGGCUAUGCCGUAAAAUACUCCGUAGCAGGUGACAGGAAAAGGUGUGGAUGGCGGUGUUCUAGCUGCCCACUCCAGGAUAUUCCUGCACCGUGCAAAUGGUCAUCAUAACACACCACGGAACUUCUGUCCCGUGAGCAGUUUCUCUUUUUUUCUUUUUUUGUUCCGUAGAAUAUUUCAUGGGGAUGUCGCUCGUGUGAAUACACAUUUCCCGUCCGAAGGUUGCGCAUAACUUUUGUCUGCUUCACAAUCAUCUUACUCCAAGUGAAUACUGUAAUGCUUCUGUUAUUUAUUAUUAUACUCCAUGGUUACAUUUUAUGUCCUUUUUUUGUUUUUAAAGUUCUGUAUCUGGAUGACUGUUAGUAUCAGAAUUUAUCCUUUGUUGAUUUUGCAUGUGCCCCUUAUUGAAAAUGCAACGACACGGACACAUCUAGGAUGUUUUCACACACAUGCGAGUAUGGCGGUAUUCAAAUUGUACAGAACCGUACAAUGCGGUGCUCUUCGUGUACAACUGCUUAAGUAUUAGCUAUUAGCUACAACUGCGACGAUGUAUCUUGAAUGUCAGGGUUGUGCCCGUGACCAAUAAAGUUAGCCAGCUAAUUAGA
Molecule: messenger RNA, 2272 nt
Organism: Ornithodoros turicata
Lineage: Eukaryota; Metazoa; Arthropoda; Arachnida; Ixodida; Argasidae
Product: syntaxin-1A-like
Exons: 10
Coding region: 177-1040 (287 amino acids)
Biological process (GO): intracellular protein transport; synaptic vesicle fusion to presynaptic active zone membrane; exocytosis
Cellular component (GO): presynaptic active zone membrane; endomembrane system; SNARE complex
Molecular function (GO): SNARE binding; SNAP receptor activity
Source: RefSeq, a predicted model, not a curated record